CAUUUGCGCGCGACGGUGCCGUCCACGCCAGCUGCCAGCUGUGGCGAAGCGGUUGCCGUGUGUGGCCGCUUCCCGGGCGGCUCUGGGAACAUGAGCGGAACGGAGGCGAGGACGCGGCCCUGGAGCGGGGAGGGCGGCCGCAGGCCCGGGUCGCCCGGCGGGCAGGGGGAAGGGGGCGGCCGCCUGAGCCCGCGGGCCCCGCCUCGGCCGCCGCCCGUCUGGGCCCGGCUCUCGCCGCGGGGUCCCGCGAUGGCGGCGCAGGGGGACCUGGCGCAGGUGUCUGUGACCUUCGAGGACGUGGCCGUGACCUUCUCCCAGGAGGAGUGGGGGCAGCUGGACGUGGCCCAGAGGACCCUGUACCAGGAGGUGAUGCUGGAGAACUGCAGGCUCCUGGCGUCGCUGGGGUGCCCUGUUCCCAGACCGCAGCUGAUCUACCAGCCGGAGCCGGACCCGGGGCGGGAGCUGUGGAUGGUGAAGACAGAUCUCUCCCGAGGCGCCUGUCCAGGUGAGAAGGGAAAAGCUAGAAUCACAGAACCCACUACAUGUGAGCUUGCCCUGUCUGAGAGAGCCUCACUUCUGGAGCAACUAACACACGGAGCUGAAUCCCCAGAAGACUUCCAGGUGGACCAAACCACGGAUCAGAAUGGGCCAUUGGAAGUGCGAGAGGGACAGUGGGAAUCAGGGAUAGACCUGCAGAAGGAGAAGCUUCCUAGGAAAUCCCGCGCUGAACAUGGCGGCUGGGGGACAGCGGAGGGUAUUCGUGCCCCUGCACUGCGAGCUCUCCUGGAGCAUGGCUCAUGCAGAUUAGGUCAAGAUCACAUGACUCGGGAAGACGAGAGUAUCUUCAAAUGCAGUGAAUGUGGGAAAGUGUUCAACAAGAAACGCCUCCUGGCUCGACAUGAGAGGAUUCACUCCGGAGUGAAGCCCUAUGAAUGCACGGAGUGUGGGAAAACCUUUAGUAAGAGCACUUACCUCCUUCAACACCACAUGGUCCACACAGGGGAGAAGCCCUAUAAGUGCAUGGAGUGUGGGAAGGCCUUCAACCGCAAGUCACACCUGACACAACACCAGCGGAUUCACAGUGGAGAGAAGCCCUAUAAGUGCGAUGAAUGUGGCAAGGCCUUCACCCACCGCUCGACUUUCGUCCUCCAUAACAGGAGCCACACUGGAGAGAAGCCCUUCGUGUGCAAGGAGUGUGGAAAAGCCUUCCGAGACAGGCCAGGUUUCAUUCGGCACUACAUCAUCCACAGCGGUGAGAACCCCUAUGAGUGCUUCGAGUGUGGAAAGGUGUUUAAACACAGGUCAUACCUCAUGUGGCACCAGCAGACUCACACUGGGGAGAAGCCCUAUGAGUGCAGUGAGUGUGGGAAAGCCUUCUGCGAGAGCGCGGCCCUCAUCCACCACUACGUCAUCCACACGGGGGAAAAGCCCUUCGAGUGCCUCGAGUGCGGGAAGGCCUUCAACCACAGGUCAUACCUCAAGAGGCACCAGCGGAUCCACACCGGGGAGAAGCCAUACGUGUGCGGCGAGUGUGGCAAGGCCUUCACCCACUGCUCCACUUUCAUCCUGCACAAGAGGGCCCACACGGGAGAAAAGCCUUUCGAGUGCAAGGAAUGUGGCAAAGCCUUCAGCAAUCGGGCUGACCUCAUCCGGCACUUCAGCAUCCACACUGGAGAGAAGCCCUAUGAGUGCGGUGAGUGCGGGAAGGCCUUCAACCGCAGGUCAGGCCUCACGAGGCACCAGCGGAUUCACAGCGGAGAGAAGCCCUAUGAGUGCACGGAGUGUGGGAAAACCUUCUGCUGGAGCACUAACCUCAUCCGACACGCCAUCAUCCACACCGGGGAGAAGCCCUAUGAGUGCGGUGAGUGCGGGAAGGCCUUCAGCCGUAGCUCAUCCCUCACCCAGCAUCAAAGGAUGCAUUCUGGGAGAAACCCUGUCAGUGUAACACACGUGGAAAGGCCCUUCGCCAGCGGACAAUCCUCAGUCAACCUCCAAGAACUCCUGUUGGGGAAAGACUUUUUGAAUGUAAACACUGUGGAGAAUGUUUUGCCAGAAGAAUCACCGUACUCAGACUCCAAUCAUUCAUACCAAAGAGAAACCCCAGGGUUGUCGUCCCUGUGAAAAACCCGUUGCAAGAUGUCAGUGGUCUUCUCAUGAGUCAUGUUGGAAACCGACCCCGCCUGGAGCCUUAUUCUACGUGUGGGAGUUUAUUCAGGAGAGAGACCCAGUGGUUAUCAGGCACUUAGAAAACUUCCCACUCUAUCUUUCUCCUUAGUUUACCCGGCAGUGUUAUCUCAGGAAUUUCUUCUUAAAAAGAAGGGAGAGAGUCGGAAGAGAAAAGGAGCUACCCCCAGUUUCUUCAGACUCCGGCCACGCCUAUGGCACUUGGUCAUGGAUUUCUUAGUCUCAUUGGCAGGAGGAGAGUGUUGUGUGAGAGGUGAAGGACUAGGGUCUGUAUGUGUCUUGUGCAUACAUUCACUGCUGUCCAUUGUCCAGAAAGUACACAGUUGAAGGCAGGUCUGAAAACUUUCAAUGAACAUCCUUGUUCUAAAACAUUGUCUGUAUUCUUGAAGAAGAAAAAAAAAUCCUUACCCAAGGACAUGUUCCCAUUACUUGUAGAGAGGGGUGGGGGGAGAAACCCCCAGCGGUUGCCUGCCAGACACACACCAACCAGGGAUCGAACCUGCAACCUAGGCAUGUGCCCUGACUGGGAAUUGGACCCACCGUCUGUCAGUGUAUGGGGCAGUGCUCAGCCAACAGCCACGCCGGCAGGCCACUGUCUCUACUCUUAAGGAGUUUAAUUUUUUUGAGAAAUAUGAAGGCUUGAACCAUAAAUACUUUUUUGUUUGAGGGGAUUCGAGUACACGUAUGGACAGUCACAUUUUAUUGCACCGGGUAACACUGGGUAAGGCUUUGCUUUUUAAAGAACAAAAUGGUUCUUUAAAUGUGAAGACGUGGUUUUUAAGACCCAGUACUGGGACAUUUUUUGGUUCUGUACUGUUGGUUGACUUGAUGGCUAUAGUUAAAUGGUAAAUUUUUUAAAUUGGGUAAAGUGAUUCUUUUAUCCACAUUUUUUUAUUUGAAACUUAUUUAUCACUCCCACUUUAAUUUCUAUGUAAAGUUUUAGAUAUACUUGAUUUUUUUUUUUUACCCCCAAAAUAGCAAGUUUUGAUAGAAAUUGAGUUAAAUUGGCAGGUGGAUCAAUUUGUUGAGAACAGGCAUCUUGACUGCAUUGAGUCUUCCAGUUAUUUAACAUGGUGUGUGUCUAUAUUGCAGCAUUGUUUAUCUCUACUGUUUUAUAAAGGUCAAUAGCAGGUCUUGUCCAAUUUUUAUCAGUCUUUGGUAUUAUACAGAUCAUUUUUGGAUGUUAUUCUGGCAUCCUGCAAACUUUCUGAACUGUAACCAUUUAUGUGUUAGAAUGCUUGGGAUUUUUCUACAAAGAAAAAUAGGGAUGGUUUUUAUUUUUUCUUCUCCUCUCCAUUACCUCUUCUUUUUCCUGUCUUACUGCACUAGCUAGGAUUUCCAAUAUAAUGUUGAGUAGAAGUAGUGAGAAAUAUUAGAGGGGAAACACUCCGUUUUUCAUCAUUACGUCUGAUGUUCGUCUUAGGUUUUCUUCAUAGAGGUUUCUUACCGAGUUCAGAAGGUGUCCCAUGUUCCUCAUUUUCUGAGGUUUUUUGUUAUCUUGAACGGGUGUUGAAUUUUGUCAAAUGCUUUUUCUCUCUUAGUUGAUAUAACCAUGUUUGUUUGCUUUUUUCUGUAGCCUGUUGGUAUGAUAUUUUAAAUAUUUUUUCUUUUCUUUUUUUCCCAUCACCAUUUACCCUAUACCCUCUUCCACUUCCACCCACCCCAUCUUUUCCCCCCUCCCCCCACUCCUCACCACUGUUUUAAAUAUUGAACCAGCUUUCUGUCCUUGGAAUGAGCCCUACUUGGUCAUGGCAUCUAAUUAUUUUUAUGUAUUACAGUAUUCAGUCUGCUAAUAUUUUUACUGAGGAAGAUUUCCUCUAUUUUCACAAAAGAUAACGAUAUUUAGGUUCUUUUCCUUAUUUCCGUUCUUUGGUUUUGCUUGUUUGGCUUUCUGUACUGACUGUCAGUGUCUGGUUUGGGUGUGCAGGUGAUUCCGCCUCCCAGCCAGUGCUGGGAGCUGCUCCUUCUUCUGUUGUUUAGAAGACAAUGCGUAGAAUUGAUUUUACUUGUUCUUUUAAUGUUCGGCAGCGUUCUCCAGAGAAUCAUUUAGUCCUGGAGGGUGUUCUUCUGGAUGCUUUUUAAUUAGGUAUUUAUUUUAUUUAAUAUGGAUAGAACUAUUUAGAGUAUCUAUUGCAUAUUGGAUGAAUUUUCAUUGUCCUUUUCUAGGGAUUAUUCUACUUCAUGUAAAUUUUUUAUUUGCUUCAAGUAUUCUUUUAUUAUUAUUUUGGCAGUAGAAUUUGUUUAUUACCCUGUUUUAUUCCUGAUUUUGAAAUCUUUCAACCCUUUUUAUUUUGUCAGUCUUCUUAGUACUUAUUGCUUUUUUUAUCAUUUCAAAGAACCAGCACUUUAUAUCGGUGUUUGCUUGUUACCUUUCUGUUCCUAAUUUCACAGAUUUCCUGAUCUUUAGUAUAUUCUUUUUUCUACUUGCGUUGGUUGUGUUUUCCUCUAGUUCCUUGAGGUGGAUGCUUAGGUUAUUAACUUGAGAUUAUUUUUUCUAUUGUAAGCAUUAAAUUCUAUCAUUUCCCCCCCAGUGCACUGUUUUAGCUUCAUCUCACAAGUAUUAAUACAUUUUAAUUACAUUUCAUUCAGUUCUAAAUAUUUUUUCGUUCAAGACUUCUUCUCUAAACCAUGGAUUAUUUACAAAGUAUGUUGUUGACUUUUCAAGUGUGUGGCAUAUUUCAUGCUCUUUUUCUAAAAUACUUUUUUAUUGAUUUUUAGAGAGAGAGAAAGAGAGAGGGGUGGAGAGAUAGAGACAUCGAUGAGAGACAUCAUCAAGUAGCUGCUCCUGCCCGCCCCCUACUAGGGAUCGAGCCCUCAACCCAGGCAUGUUCCCUGACGGGGAGUCGGACUGGCAACCUCUUGGUUCGUGGGUUGACACUCAACCACUGAGCCACACCGGCCGGGCUCACACUCUCUUUUUGUUGAUUUCUAGUUCAUUGUGUGUGUGACAUGGCUGUUUAAAUUUGCUGUGGGUUUUUCUUUUAUCAUCCAUUAUAUAGUCUAUCUUGAUGAAUCUUCUGUACGGCUGCUUGAAGAAAAUGUGUUUCCUACUGUUGGCUGGAGUUUCUUUAAAUGUCUACACAGUCCUGUUGGUUGAUGAUGUUAUUCAGAUUUUCUAGAUCCUUGCUCACUUUCUGUGUAGUAGUUCAGUAGUUGAAAGGCGGGUAUUGAAGUCCUGCAGUGUAAUUGUGGAAUUGUCUGUUCCUCCUUUAAGUUCUCUCAGUUUUUACUCCAUGUAUUUCAAAGCUUUGGUGUUUGAUGCAUACACAUUUAGGAUCGCUAUGUCAUCUUGGUCCAUUGACCCUUUCACCAUUGUGUAAUACCCCUUCUUGCCCUGUACAUUGGCUUUGAAGUAUACUUUAAAUGAUAUUAAUAUAGUGUCUGGUGCAUUUUUUGGUUAAUGUUCGCAUGGUUUUAUAUUUUUCCGUAAUUUCGUUUUCAACCUUAUCUAUAUAUCAUCACAUUUAAAGUAAGUUUCUGUGAAUAGCAUAUACUUGGGUCAUGCUUUCUUUUUAUCCACUUUACUAAUUUCUGGUUUUAAAUUGACAUAUUUAGACCAUUUAAAUUUUUUUUAAAAUAUGUUUUUAUUGAUUUUUUUACAGAGAGAAGGGGAGAGGGAUAGAGAGCUAGAAACAUCGAUCAGCUGCCUCUUGCACGCUCCCCACUGGGAAUGUGUCCACAACAAGGGUACAUGCCCUUGACUGGAAUCAAACCCGGGGCCCUUCAGUCCGCAGGCCGACGCUCUAUCCACUGAGCCAAACCAGUUAGGGCUAGACCAUUUAAAUUUAAAAUUAUUUUUGAUAUGUUAGGGCUUAAGUCUGCCAUUUUAUGAUUUUGUUUUUGUUUCCUUCUUGUUGCUCCCUGUUGUUGUGUUGGCUUCCUGUGGUUACUUUAAUUUUGAGAAUUCUGUAUGACACAUCUAUGAUGUGGUUGAGUAUAUCUCUCUGUAUUGUAGCACUCACACUAGGUAUUGUAUGUACAUGACAUCACAGCUACAUCAUCAACAUUUGAGCCCUUUGAGGUGUAGAAACCUCAUUUUCAUUGGGUCCCUUCACACUCCCCAUUCCUUCUUUUUUUUUUUUUCUUCCUAUCCCUCUGGUCAUAAUCUUGGGACCAAAAGGGUACAUACAAAGUCACCUUACACUCCGCAUUCUUUAAAAUAACUGUCUUAAGUAUUUGCAGACACUGAGCAUCCUACUUGGUGAUUGGUUUGUUCCACCUUUGAACCAUUUUUACAAACCUCGAGAGAAGCAGCCUGUUCACCUUCACUUUUACCCAUUCCGUGUGCUUUCCUUUUUCCUGAAAUCCCAGGGUUUCUCCUGUUAACGUUUCCUUUCUUUUUCACCAACUCCUAUCCCUUCUGGGGUAGGUCUUUCUGAUAACAAAUGGUUUCGUUUUUCUUCAUUUAAAAAUGUCGCCCUAACCAGUUUGGCUCAGUGGAUAGGGCGUCGGCCUGCGGACUGAAAAGGGUCCCAGGUUCGAUUCCGGUCAAGGGCAUGUACCUUGGUUGUGGGCACAUCCCCAGUAGGGAGUGUGCAGGUGGCAGCUGAUGGAUGUUUCUCUCUCAUCGAUGUUUCUGAUCUCUCUAUCCCUCUCCCUUCCUCUCUGUAAAAAAUCAAUAAAAAUAUAUAUUUUUAAAAAAUGUCGUUACGCGCCCUUUAUUCUCCAAGGAUGUUUCUGUGGGAUCUAGGAUUUGGGAUCGGCGCUUUGACUACUUGAAAAGCAUGUUGUGUCCUGUCUCCCUUGGUCUCAGCUGCGGAAUCUGCCGCCGUUGGACCCACGGUUCCCCUCUGCAGUGCCCCCUUCCUGUGGAGCGGCUUUCAGAGCGGUUCUGUCUUUGCACAUAAAGCCCAGACGUUUGGUUAGGAUGUCGCCUGGCGUGACGUUUGGGAGGGUUUAUGCUGUGUGUUUGCUCGGCUUUUCCAAUCUGUUGGUGUAGGCCCUUUGCCAAAUUUGGGGACUUUCUAGUUAUUAAUUCUUCUGAUACUUCCUUCGACCCCACACUCUCUCCUUCCUUUCGGGGACUUCAGUCACGUGCACAGUAGAUCUCUUGUGUUUGCCCCUGAGUCCUUCAGGCUCGCCUCUACAUCCGCCGCUCCCCCCCCCAUCUGUUUUUCCCUGUCGCUCAGGCCGAUUAAUUCCCUUUUAUCUUUCUUUCAGCUCCCUGAUUUCUUCUCUCUCUCAUAUCUAAUCCGUUGAGCUCACCCAGUGAGUUUGCAUUUUGCAUUUUUCCAUCGUCUAAUUUUCAUUUGGUCCUCUUAUACCUCUUCUCUUCCUUUGCUCGUUCAUAAUGCCAGGGAAGGACUCCGAGGACACGGGCCAAACCGCAGUAGUCCAAAGCCAUGGUCCUCGGGAGGAAUGGAAGGCCUGGAGUCCCCAUGUCGGUGUCCGUCCACAAGUAUUUCUUCAGAACAAUACGAUAGAGGCGAUCGCCUGAGCGUCCAGAGCUGUGCUCGCCAGGAAAGCUUCCUGUGAAACCCUGUUCCAGCCUCAGAGGAGAAGGCGUCAGUCCUCUUCCAGGAUCGCUCUUCCCUCUCGGGCUGAACACGUGCCACCUCUCCCCGGUUGGUCUAAGACCUCCGCUUGCUUUUACGCCCCCACUGCUUGGUCUUUAACUUUUCCCUCUUUAUCCCCUUCUAGCCUCAUAAUCGAUACCUGCGUUCAAGUCCCUUUCUGCCCCACAUGCCCGUUGAGCUCUGCCAGCCUCCCUUCUCUCUCUGACACAUUCUGUGUCGCUCUUGUGUCUGCUUUUGCCCCCUCGUCCUCCCAUCCCUUUCACUCCACUGACAGCUGGGGAGUGGAAUGGUCUCUGUCGCCCUGCCCGCUGUGGCUCAGUUGCUUGGGUGGCAUCCGGUGCACCAGGUUGCUGGUUUGAUUCUGGGUCAAGGGCACGUGCCCAGGUCGCGGACUCGAUCCCCAGUAGGGGGCGUGCGGGAGGCAGCCGAUCAAUGUUGUGCUCUCACAUAGAUGUUUCUAUCUCCCUCUGUCUCUCUAAAAAUCAGUAAACUGUUUUUAAUGGCCUCUGCCACCUUCUGCUGACUUAAGCAGGUCUCACUGAGCUCCCUCUGCCCCUUCCCCUCCCCAUCCCCCACCCCCAUUAUCGGGCCUUUCACGGCUGCCCUCCUCUCUGGCUUGAAGGUCCUUUCCUGGUUUCCUUGAGCUCCUUCCCUUCUUCUUCAGAGGACCCGUGUCUUCCAUCUGUUGAACCGUUGUGCUUCCUAGGACCCACCCACGGCCAUUGCUUUCUCACGUGGGAUGCGUUCCACGGGCGCGCCGAGUCCCUCAAGGCAUUUUACUCACCAUGAUCUACACUUCCAACCCGUACCUCCAGGUUCCGUGUUUCUCAUGUCUGUUACCUAUCGGUCAUCCACACCUUCUCCUCCGAAUGCAUACACUCUGUGUGCUUAUGCGUGUGUCAUGUAGCCAAGGUGAUGGAUGCCCCAUAAUAAUCGUAAGAGUGAGCCCUAACCGGUGUGGCUCAGUGGAUAGAGCGUCGGCCUGCGGACUCGAGGGUCCCAGGUUCGAUUCCGGUCAAGGGCAUGUGCCUUGGUUGCAGGCACAUCCCCCGUGGGAGAUGUGCAGGAGGCGGCUGAUAGAUGUUUCUAACUCUCUAUCCCUCUCCCUUCCUCUCUGUAAAAAAUCAAUAAAAUAAAAUAAAAAAGUAAGAGUGAGCAGACACAUGGUAUUAGUAUGUGUCAGCCACUAUUGGGAAUGUUUUACACACAUCACCACUUACCCUUUGCAACAUGUCUGUGUGGCAGGUAAUGUUACCCCCAUCUUACCGAUGAGAAAACCUAAGGAACAGGAAGGUUACGGAAUUUCCCCCGAGAUGCGCAAUCGAUGAGGAAGCCGGAGAGUCGGGGUUGGGGGCCGGUGAGGGCGGCUGCAGAGUCCUCGCCCUUCUCACUCUCCUGGGUUUCCUCUCGGGGUCUUCUGGUCACCGUUCAUUUUUACUGAAAUGGGCCAAGGGACGCUCACUUAGCUGCACCCGCCUUUGCUCAUUCGACAGUACACCUCGGCCAUUCUCUCAGGCUGAGCGGGAGAAGCCAAGCUCGCUCUCUAAAGGCUACAGAACCUGCUGUAUCUCUUAGAAAAGACAGACGGUGUCCGGGUUUGAGGUGAGGGGAAGGAUGGGAAGGGCUAAGACGUGUGUUUGGUGAAAGACGUUGUGUUUGAGGAGCCUGGAAGCCAUCAGCGAAUCCCGUCACCUUCUGUCUUCCCUACGCCAGACCUCAGCCACUUUCCCACCAUCCCACAACCAGCCACUGUCUCAUGUUGUGCAUGUUACCUUUUCGUUUCCUUGGUGAACACCAAUACGUGCGUGCGUGCUAGUGAAUGGCCACACAGAACACUAUGUUUUUAUUGUCGCGUCUGGGUCCCUCACAGAGCGGUUAGAUAAAGCAGCGUAUGGAGUCGGUGUAGGGCAUGUUGGCUUCGGAGAGAAACUACCCAGGCUUUUAAGGCCGGAUCGAUAAGACUUGACAAGGCACAGUGGCUACCCCGGGGGUGACCACAGUGGAGACUGAGGACUCGGCGUAUGCGCAUACUCAACAGCUGUGACUUCUUACAGCAAAAGAAUCCAAAGCCAACCCGGCCCAGGGAAAGGGUCAAGGACAGCAGCCCUUGGGGACCAGGGACCCGCGUUCGGAGUUCUGCGGGCUUCAGUGAAGCUUCAUCCGUGAGCGAUGGCCGGACGUGGGGAGCGUCUCCUAGGUGAGCUCAUUAGGAACUCGGCGCCCAGGGAUUUUAUUGGCGCUCUUCGUCUAGAACACAGCCAAGGCUCUAGACGUCCAGAAGAUGGCAGCCGGUCACCAGCGUCCGCCACAUGGCUGCCACACACAGCGGGCACACCGAGCCAUUCGUCCUUCCUGGCAGUGGUGGGAAACCUCACGUUCCAAACUCCACCCGACCCGGCGCAAACCCUGAAGCUCGGAGGAUACCAGUCGAAAGCCUGCGACGUUAACUCUUCCCAGCGGCUAGAACGGGACGUUCGAACACCUAGCGAAUAUGAAACAACAGUUUGCGACAAUAAAAAAUAAGUCACAGCUUUGAGGCGAAGGCUCAUCUACGGGUGAACAAUUGUAACGAAAACCAUCAGUUAAGUCACCGUGGAAAUGCUUACCCGGCCGGAUGGAAUUGAGUGAGGACAAAGUAUGGAGCAUGUGGUGACAAAGGGCCUUGUCUCUCCGAAUAUAUCUACAUAGAUCUGUCUCCAAGGGAUUCGACUUGCAAAUACCCCCUCCAUUGGCCAUUAUUUCUACAAAGAUGUGAUGGCCAGGUUGAAGCUGUGUGUUUCCAUUGCACAGAUGUUAACCAUUUCUCAUUUCCUAUCUGUUCCCACUGUAGGAAUGUGUAGCCUUUGCUUUAAGAAAGAGAAAAUUAAAGAAUAUGGGAUCAUGACAAUUCCUGUAUUAUUAAACGUGCAUGACGUGAGA
Myotis daubentonii (Daubenton's bat) is the source of this 10619-nucleotide messenger RNA. RefSeq lists its product as uncharacterized. Lineage: Eukaryota; Metazoa; Chordata; Mammalia; Chiroptera; Vespertilionidae. The record is from RefSeq and is a predicted model, not a curated record. Gene Ontology annotation, molecular function: RNA polymerase II transcription regulatory region sequence-specific DNA binding; DNA-binding transcription factor activity, RNA polymerase II-specific. Gene Ontology annotation, cellular component: nucleus. Gene Ontology annotation, biological process: regulation of transcription by RNA polymerase II.